This is a messenger RNA of Boleophthalmus pectinirostris (great blue-spotted mudskipper), 834 nucleotides long. RefSeq names its product RPA interacting protein (gene rpain). The record is from RefSeq and is a predicted model, not a curated record. The transcript has 7 exons. Gene Ontology annotation, biological process: protein import into nucleus. Gene Ontology annotation, cellular component: nucleus; PML body. Bases 73 to 765 code for a protein of 230 amino acids. NCBI's taxonomy places the organism in Eukaryota, Metazoa, Chordata, Actinopteri, Gobiiformes, Gobiidae.
UUAAAAGCUGGAAUGUUUUGGUUUUUGCCGCUUUCAUGUUCUGAGAAGAAGCUAGCUGACUGAUUUGUGCCAAUGGAUACUUUAUUUAGACACCGAUCGCUCUAUAAAGCCACCACCCCACCAUGGAAAGAAACGUACCGAAAGCGCUGUGUGGACAGACUGAAGAACAGCAGGUCCAAACUGCUGGAGCGGUACCGACAGAUGGGGGAGGGUCCGCAGCCUAAGGCCUUCGGAGGGUCAAUUAUCGUCCAGGAGGUGAUGGAGGAGGAAUGGAGCGCUCUGCAGGCAGAAAACCAGCACAGACUGCCCUCUCUGUGGGGCUCCAGCAACAUGACAGAGAUGUUUGGUGUCACAAAGGAAUAUGAUGAAUUGGCAGUACUUGAAGAAAUCCAGCAGGAGCUUUUGUCUCAUGAAAUGUCUAUAAUUGAAGAAUUUGAGAAAAAUCAACAGUUCGAACAGCAAUAUAUAUCAUCUAUGGUGGAAGGAAUGGACGAAGACAUGGAUCACAUAAUUUGUCCUGUUUGUCAUGUGAAUAAUUUGACUGUAAAUAAUCUUUUUAUUUCCUGUCCUUGUGGCGUGUAUAUUAAUACUAAGAGUCGUAAUAUCAGUCCAGAAGUUCUAAAAGACCUGCUGGAAUCCCAGAUUUCUGAGCACAUGGAGGAGUGCUUUCACAAUCCCAUUUUCUCUAUGGCAUCUAAUGGAGACAGUCCUCCUAACCUGAUGAUCAGCUGCCAGGCUUGUGACUAUUUGUCUGUUGUCCUAUAAGAAUCUAUUUAUGUGUUUUUAAUUGCAUAUUUUAAGUCUGUAGUAUAAAAUAAAGAUUAUUUAUUUUUA